GGAGUUGGCAAGUAGAGUGGGGAGUGAGUGGGGGCGAGUGGGUGAACUGAUGGCCGAGAGGGGGAGGAACCUUGGGCGAGCAGUGGAAUUGGUGUGAGUGGUGUGUAAUGUGGAGGCAGAGGACAUGGAGAAGGGAGUGGAAUACGCCCGAAAGGUGAUCAAAGUGGCAGAACAAGUGCUGAGAGUGCGUCCGUCCUGCGAGGACAAGAACCAACUGCUGUCGGCCAUUGACAAGCACGAAGUAAGAGGGGACAGUUCAUUGCAGACUUUCCUGGAGUGUUUGGCGGAAGAUGAGAAGAGAAUAGACCGACUGAAGGAGACCAUCGACACAAUAAUGAGUCGAGUCCACCCAAACGCAGUCCGCUUCGUCCGCUACGACUACACCAUCAGUUGUGCCAGUUGGGAACAGGUCGUCCAACCACCACAUUCCCAGAUUGUCAAGAAGGCACAACUGAGAACUGAGCACUUGAAUGGUCUCUUUCUCCGGGCCAAACAGGACGCCCUCCACGCUGACCAAACAUUGCAGUGGUUGACCGACGCCAGACAUUUCCUGGCUGACAAGAUGAGAUAUCCGUUGCCCGAGGACAUUACCAUGCUCACUCAACUCAUGCAAGACCACCAAGUCCAGUCAUUCUCUAUUUCAGGAAUUCGAGCACAGUCUGAGGGACAAAUACGACCAACUAUCCACUCCACAAUUAUCCCACCUGUGGAAGGCCCUCAACACCACCUCCGCCCAAUACUCACAAACUCUCCAACACUCCAUCGACCAUUCGAACAUGUCGACUUUGCCCGCUGGCGAACCAACUACUUGUCCUGGAUUAAGGCCAACAAACUCAGAAUAACCGACUUUUUCCGCAAAAACCAACAGGAAGGCCGCAUCACCAGGGAACGUUUUGUCACCGGACUCGUCAAGUGCAUUUCAAAGCUGCAAGAUUAUAUUGCAGAUAUCGACUAG
Molecule: messenger RNA, 955 nt
Organism: Octopus sinensis (East Asian common octopus)
Lineage: Eukaryota; Metazoa; Mollusca; Cephalopoda; Octopoda; Octopodidae
Product: microtubule-actin cross-linking factor 1-like
Exons: 3
Coding region: 125-955 (276 amino acids)
Source: RefSeq, a predicted model, not a curated record